GUGAGUCGAGGAAAAAAUACUGCGAUAACUCGGAAUAUUAUAUCUUAGAUUGCAUAUUUUGUGAAAACCAUUUCUUUUGGAAAACGAAAACGUCAAGAAGAUACAGGUCUGAAGGUUGAAAUCUGAGCCUCUUCUCCUCCAAAAGGGUGAUAUUUUGGCAGGAAAGAGGUCAGUCAUGGCUGUUGUUUUGGAACAGGGAGGCCGAGUUCAGGAGUUCUUGCAUGGGCGUGAUUCUGCUGGUUUGAUCUUUCAUCAGUUGUUCGCACAUCCCGAAGACCAGGAAAAGAAAAAGCCAACACAAGCCAAGAAGAAUAAGAAGGAUGGAGGUGACAAGGCGAAAAAUACUGAAAAGACCAAGAAGGAGAUUAGUCCAGACUCUGUACGAUUCCAGCCACCCAACAUCGAGCUCCAGGGCAAUGCGUCUGCCUUCAGCAUCUACGCCACGGUACGGGAGUACGUCCUGGAGAGGGACAUGAUGGAGAGGGCGCUUAUCCUGAUACGAGCAAACUCUGCUGCUAGUAAGAGCGACGAGGCGGGACACGAAGAUGAAGACAUCGGCAAGAUGGAAGACGCUUUCCGGUUACCAAAGGUGGUUGGUAUUGGAUUACGGAGUGUGUUUGUUCUGAUCCGAGAUACCCACAGCUCUCAUCCGAUAUUGUGCGCUAGGGCACUUCAAGCUCUCUUGGAUAUGCUACAGGGACAGACACCCGAGGGGCUAGCCAAGGAGCCAGAUGAUAUGAUCGAUUCUUUGUUUGAGUUGCUGUUAGACCUGUCGAUCGACCACAGAUUGGAAAGCCAAGAGCCCCCAGGCACUCUGUCCAUCUCCUCCUUGAGCUGUGCCUGCCUACUCAGUCUCAUCAUUGCCAGCGGCAAUACAGGCAAGAUGCUCUCUGGGAUCGCUGCAAUCCUUAUGGGUACUGGCAGGCUCUCCCAACAAGCAUUCAAGGUCCCCUCCAUCCUGUCGGCUCUACAGCGAAGCGUGCUCGCUGUACUCCUUGGCAAAACCCACUUUCCUGAUUGGCUGACGUCGGGAAUCCCUAAUCAAUCGCAGCUCGACUCUUGGCAAGUCAAGGAAAUCGAGAUCGAUGCUUGCUGUGAUAAUAACAGUGCAAUAGCCAGCGAUGGUUCUUAUCUCUACAUACAUACUGGCACUGGCCUGUAUAAGAUUGGCUCUGGAUAUUCCAGUACGAUUAAGGGUCACAUCUAUGCGGUCAACAGAGAUUUUCAUCUUCAUGAGCGAGGUUGGCUUGGGGUAGCGAGGGGGCAGCUUCUUUACAAACCAACCACAUUUGAUCUCAGUGGGUCGUCAUCAUCAGUCAACACGGUGGUCACAGUCAACACAGAGACCCUGGUGGAGACUGGAUCAGUUGACAUUCCUGCCACCGGGAGCACCUCUGCAUCUCUACUCUUCAGCGACGGUGAAAACUUUGGAUGUGUAUCAGCGUUAAAUGAUGAUUCCUUUGUAGUUCAGAGUUUCAACCCUCAAAGUUCACCGAUGUCUAAGAUUGGAGAACUCCCAGUGAAACUUGCCAGAAAAUCAUUACUCGCUUACGGCCCUUCAAUGAAUGGCAAUGGAAAAGAGUCCAACACCGAGAAACAAGAAAUUGAAACUGGAGUAAGCGAUGAAUGCAUGUAUAUAGCAGCUGGUAAAGAAUUCACUCUCAUCCGGACUGUCUCUGGAAAGAUGCUGUUUGCAGGGAAAGCACAGAGUCUGGGCAUUAAACAGAGUGCUCAAACUACCACCAAGUGGUCGGAGCUCCCUAUCACGAAGUCGCCUAAGAUUGUGCAAUGCAGCGUUGGACACGAUGGAUACCAUGCUGCCUUACUUGGGGAUGAUGGAAGUGUUUACUUUGCAGGGACGGCCAGGAAAGGGGAAGAUGGUGACCAGGUGAAGGGUCGCCGUCAACUCAAACCCUCCAAACCCAAGAAGAUGUUGAAGAUGGAUGGGAAAUGUGCAGUAUACAUAGCGUGUAAUAACGGCAGUACAGCGGUAGUCACGAAGGAUGGAGAGUUGUAUGUGUUUGGCAAGGACACCCACAAUGCUGACAACAGCACAGGUUUGUUAACUGAUCUGAAGAAUGUGAGGGUAACAGGGGUUGCCCUCGGCAAGGCACACACCUGCAUCCUGACCAAUAACGGCAUCGUCUACACCAUGGGCAUCAACAACAAGGGGCAGUGUGGCAGGGGCCCCUCGCUUGGGCAGGGCACUGGGAAGGACGGUAAGAACGCAAACAUCUCUGGGAAGGAGGCUGUGAGUCCGGACGAUGUAUGCGGUAAUGGUGUACAGCCACAGGGCGGUGAAUCAGCGGUUGCGCAGUUCAUGGGGAGACUCGUCACAGAAGGUGAAGCAGUAGCAGACAUUCUUGCUCCUGGUGCUGAAGAUGAUGCAGAAGAAGAUGAGAGAGAUGAUGAGCAGUGUGAUCAUGAAUGGAAGGCGGAUCAGUGCAAGAUCUGUUCGUUGUGUGGACUGUGUACGGGAUACGGUGAUGCAUGCGUCAAUACCUACCAGCCAGGCAGGAAUCCCGGAAUGGUUUGUGGUUGUGGCUCUGGUGACUCGGGCUGUACCAAAUGUGGCUGCUGUAAAGUAUGCGCUGGUGAGUCGCAAGAGCACCGUCGUGGCCAAGGGGGCGCUCUUCAAGCUGCCAUACCCGGGGCAGUACCCGACGGGGGUAACUUCUUCGGGGCGCUAGUUCAGCACGGUAACAUCUUACAACACAAGCUGCUGGCACAGCUACGGUACGGGAUGAACAAGCAGCAAGACGGGAAGCAUCGACGACUAGGGUUUAUCAUGAAACAGGACAAAGGAAAAGAUGAGGGUAGCACCAGCGGUGAUGAUCGUGAGUUAGAGAGAGACAACAGCCAGCAUGUGAUGCAUCCAGCAGGGCCUAUUACACUCCCAUCAGCUGCAACCCAGGUAGCUUGUGGCUUGCACCAUUCAGUGGUACUAUUGAAGAAUGGUGAGGUGUAUGGCUUUGGUCUGGGUAACCAUGGUCAGCUGGGCCAGGGAGAUUCUGGAAGCAGGACCGCCCCAGUGCAGCUACAGGUACCUGAAGCUGUCACCCAGGUAGCUGCUGGUAGUAAUCACACUGUCCUGCUUGGUUCAUCAGGGAAUGUAUACACAUGUGGAAACUUCCAGAAGGGUCAGCUUUGCCGGGCCAUCCUGGAGGAGUCCAAUGCCCAAGGGGCAGUGUCCCACUCCAGGCCGGGUCCCGUGCCCGAUAUGGGUCCCCAGUAUGGGCGUAAGGCUACGUGGAUAGGAGCUAGUGGGGAUCAGACCUUCAUUAAGGUAGAUGAGGCAUUGAUCAACCCAAGGAUGUUGGAGAACUCACUGGUCUUUGCAAACCAGAGUGUCAUUGGUGUAGUCCCACGUAACGGCCUGACAGGUGUGAAGUGCCUAAUGCUGAGUAGAGUGGACGGCACGUGCAAUAGCUACAGCGAGCAAGAAUCAUCUUUCAACUUUGGCGACUCAAGUGUCUGUCUGGAUCCACUGUAUAAUGUACUGUGGUGCUUCCAGCCAUCCACUGGCACAAUCACCUGCCACAGUGUCAUCAAGCCCUGCGUGCGUCCGAUCCCCACCCUACCCUCCACCGCCUCAGUCCUGACCCCCGAGCUAGCCCUCCCUUCUACCCCAUCUAUACUGGUCUCUCGCUCUCACUGUGCCCUUCACAUGCUGGCAUGUCUGGAUACGUUGACAGCCUCACAGGAGGCCCAGUUGACUGUCACAGCGGCACAGACUGAAAAGCAGUGCAUCACCAAGGUGUAUACCAAGGAGGACUUCAAUGCUGUCAACAGAUUUGAAGGUUAUGGUGGAGGCUGGGGUUAUUCAGGUCAUUCUGUUGAAGCUCUUAGGUUCAGCGUAGACACGGAUGUUGUACUCGGUGGUCUGGGACUGUUUGGUGGACGAGGUGAAUACAACGCUAAGAUUAAGCUGUAUGAGCUAGGCACCAAGGCAUCAGAGUACGAGCCUGAUGGAGACCCACUAGCAGAGAGUGAUGAUAUCACCUUUGAGUGUGGAGCACGAGAAAAGUUCCCUGUACUAUUUGAUGAGCCAGUACCUCUGACUGCUGGAUGUUGGUAUGUAGCCUGGGCCAGGGUGAAUGGUCCAAGCAGUGACUGUGGCUCAGGGGGGCAGACAUCCAUCACCACAGACGACCAAGUGACGUUCCAGUUUAUGAGUUCCAAGAAGUCAAAUAAUGGUACAGACAUCAACGCUGGUCAGAUCCCACAGUUACUCUAUAGGCUACCUCAACUUGACGUUAGUUCAUCAGGAGGAGUGGCGUCCCAGACAGAACCUGUUCACAUUCUCACAUCAAGAUUCAGCAACACUGUUAACUCAGAAGUGUUUAAGUCACUCCUCCGUCUCCUGAACUGGAGCUGGAACAAGCUAGCCGAAGGCAUUCUCGUUGCCUUGAAGCAAGGAGGGAAGAAACUGGUAGACUUCACUCUGGAUCUAGAGAGACUCAUGUACAUCGCUACGGCUUGCCUACGGUUGCUACGGAGCUAUGUGUGCGAGGUCUACCCAAGCCCUUCAUCCAUCUCCAAGAAGCACUCCCAAGAUAGUUCCCAACUCCCUGAGUCCAUCGCCUCUUGCUGUGAUCUCCUGCGUGUCAUCCUGUCUAACUCCACGCAGCCAUCCAUCCAGCAUCUCAUGAAUAGGGUAGUAAUGGAGACUCAACGGUUCAGGGUGCUCUGGGAGAGCAUCUUGGCUGAGUGCCAUCGUACCUUUGUGGCCUGCUUUCAUGCCUUCUACCCGUCGUCCCAGCUCAAGUGGCUGUUCCUGUGCGACUUGCUCGGCUCAAUGAGCUCGUCGGAUCAACUGGAGCCCAAUGGUAACCUCUUAGCGGCCGUCUUAGAAGCCCUCUGCCACCCCUCCGUUCAUCUCUCCAGCGUUCUACCAAUCCUCAGGGAUAGAGACUGUGAGCCCAGCAUCGUCCUGACUAAGCAGUGCUCCAUGGAGGAUGCGUCACCGUCUGCUGCCACCGCCGGCACCGACGUGAGUCCAAACCCAGUGGCACUGGUAACCUUAAUGGAGGAACGAAUUCAGCUUGAUGGUGUCAGACAAAGUCCAAACUUUCAUGACAUUCUUGACAGGCUGUUGAAUGUACUCAUCAGUCCCGUACAGCAAGCUUUGGAAAAGAAGCAGCCAACCAGUUACCCUCUACUAGUCUCCAAUACCAGCCGUCUUCUUGCUUGUGUCAUUGCAGAACUUUCUGCCUCGGCCAUCUCCUCGGAUGGGGAGAGCCAGGCUACAGGGCGGCCUCUAUUCUGCACUCCAUCCCGCUACACCAGGGUGAGCCAGGGCAGGGGAUGGAGUACAGGGAACGGUACACCAGACGCUGUGUGCUUCAGUGUGGACAAACCAGGGAUACUCAUUGCAGGGUUCUGUGUGUAUGGAGGCGGGGGACACUACAACUACGAGUUGGAGCUGCUUGAUGGGAGUGAGACAGGAGCUGAUGGUCACAGCCAUCGUUGGAACUCUCUAGAGAUAGUUAAGGGAUCCUACGGUCCCAAUGAUCUCAUUAAUGAUGUUGCUGAAAUCAAGUUUGACAGACCUGUACCCAUUAAGGAGGGUGUGAAAUACGCAGUGAGGUUACGAAACCACGGUAACAGAACGGUGAACGGGGACGGUGGCACAACCCACGUCAAAUGCCACGACGGAGUUGUAUACACAUUCAGCACCUGCCCACUGAGUAGCAAUGGCACCAGUCAGACGAGGGGACAGGUCCCGCAAAUUCUCUACUUCAAUUCAACAGCAGACAGUGAACACACACAGACUGAGUCCAGGUCUGUAGUCAUUGAGAGACAGGCCCGUAAGAGUGCAUUAUCCAUCACUAGUACCAUCAUAAAGGCUGCUACUGAACUCCUAUAUCUAGCCCAGGGAUUACAAGAUGCAGAGUUGUCUGAAAUCUUAGGCUCAGCUCAUCUAUUCACCAGCUUAUUACCCCUAGUGUUGGCCCAUAUUGGGCCUGUUGCUAUUACAGAUCCUAAGAGUGCUGUUCAAAUCCUGGACCUUAUACAGGAGCUCCUCCCCCCGGUGGCAGAUGUCAAUCUCCAGUUCUCCCCGCCAAUCAUCACUGCCUCGGCAACUGCCAAUCAUUCCAUGGACAGUGCAGCCAGCCAAUCAGGAGAGAUGGGCGGAGUCACCACAUCACCUCAUUAUGCGGUGGUGGAGAGUGACCAUCCGUACAAGCCGGCUACUGUCGCCAACUACAGGGUUGCCUUUCCAGAGCAUGUCCAGUGGAUGUUACUAGAGUUUGACGCUCAGUGCGGCACAGCUCAACCUGAGGAUGGACUCCAGCUCUACAUCCCGGCCAGGGGGGUGCCCCGGCCCAAGAAGAAGGGAGAAGAGACGUCAGAUGAUUUACAACUCACUCAUUGGCCAGUACUCGGCCGUUUCCACGGCAGCAAUAAUUGGCCAACUUCAGCUCUUAUUUUGCCAGGUAAUGAAGUAACAUUUUCUUUGGAGACUGCCUCGGACUAUAUGAAAGAUGAGAAGGCUACAACGUUUGGCUUCAAGUGCGCUGUCGUCGGUUACGAAUGGUCUUCAGAUGAAGAGGGUCUUGUGCAACUAGAGAAGGAGCUAGCCUACCUUGGUGGGAUGUGUGCCGGGUCACUACUCAGGAAGGAUAUUGUCUUACCUCCGAUACUGGGAGAGGAUGGUGAGGAGGAAGUUGAACCCAUUGCAGAGGUUGCACAACAGGUAUUUGGGGCACACUCGGGACUUCUCGGCAAAGGUUUUGCGUUGUCGCAUCCACCUACCAUUCACCAGGCACUAGAGGGCAGUCUUCCACUGAGUACGCAGUCCAAUGAGAGGGCGUUCCUGAAAGACUUUGUGCAGUGUACGCACGGCACAAGUGGUGGACGACUGGCAAGAUGGAUGCAGCCCGAGUCCUACGUGGAUCCCAGACAGUGUGAUAUUGUAUUCCAGCGUGAUGACAUCCGAUGUAGUAUGCCUACCAUAGUAACCAUCAUGAGUAGAGAUCAGUACGGUAGCCUGGUUUGUGUCUCGAAUCUUAAGGUGGAAGUUGAAGCCGUACCACUCGGCAAGCGAGAGAAAACCUACCACGGGGCUAAACUCUUCAAAGCCACACCCCCUGGGGAGAAGGAUCUGACCUUUGGGGGUCACCCUCCUCCCAAGCUGGAGUCUCCGUAUGAAGCUACGAUACGCAAGGACAGCAUGGCGUAUAACUCCAUCACAAUGAUGAAAGAGUAUGAGUUGUAUUCAUUUGAAGAGUUACGAUACGCUUCACUGCCGGUCACAAGGCCUCAUGAGAGUAUGCUUGUACGAGAUAACAGUGAUGGAUGCUACAGUGCUAACUGGACACCAAGCUCAAUGGGCCUAUAUGCCAUACAUGUUACCAUUGAUGGGUACAUGCUAGAUGAGGUGCCCCAGAUUGAAGUUAGUGAACCUCCACAGGGAGUGCUACCGCCUAAUCCAACAGCCAAGAAACCAGCGCAACAAACCAGCAAGGUGCGCAAGUUUGUGAUGAAGCAGAGCAGAGGUCUUCGUAUCCGGAGCAGUCCAUCGCUCCAGAGCGAAGAGAUAGGAAUCGUAGAGGUCAACGGGGUCAUCACCUUCAUUGAUGAGGUUCACAAUGAGGAUGGUGUGUGGGUCCGUCUCAACCCAGAGACCAUUGAGAAGUAUUGUAGGAGUAAUGGACACAGGGAGGGAUGGUGUCUACAGUACAAUCAACACAUAGGCAAGACCAUGCUGGUACCUGUUGAGGAGCCCAAGUCAAUUUACGAUGAGAAGCCAAAGGAAAACAAAGGUACAUUGACAACCUCACAGGUUCAAACUCCACCGUCCUCAGCAGCAGCAGCAACAGCACCAGCAGCAUCACCUCCACCAGCUGCAGGUGCAGCAGCAGCAGCAGCUGCUACAUCGCCGAAGGCAACAGCCCACGUUAGUCGUCUGCCAACCAGGCCGUUGACAGGUGGCCCCGGGAUGUAUCAGGUCACUAACUGUGGAGCCUCAGGUCACAAUAUUAGGUGCAGGGCCAGCAUCAAAGCCACCCCUAUUGGUAUGAUGGUUCUUGGUAAUCAAGUCAGUGUCACACAAGAGAUGGCACAAGUUGAUGGUUCACUAUGGGUAAAGUUGGACAAGGAGAGCAUGGCCCACUACUGUGAGAACACCGAGGGUGAAGCCUGGUCCCUGGCCCAGGGUAAAGGUCUCAUGUACCUCAUCCAUGAAGCCGACUUGACCUCUGCGGAUAGGGAGAAGGCGCGCAAGUCUCGUCCGUUCUUAUUCUUCGGUGAUAGCAGCAAGCAUCGUAACAAGGUGUCCGGCUUUGACUUCAAGAAUGCGCAGGCUACGCCGGCCAUGGGGUUUGCGCCUACGAAUCUAACUCCCUUUAUGUUUGGAGCCUCUAAGCCACGCCCACCAUUUGACCAAAAUGGAGAACAGGAGCAGAUCGGUGUCGUUGAGAGGGAAUCAAGAAUGUCUAACUCGGUCCUAGAUACCCCCAAGCACAAAGCCCAAGGUCCCUGGCCGCACGGAGGAGUCGGUAUGGCAAACGGUUUCGCCGGCAAUGGAAUUGACCCACUGGAUGAUUUCGUAGCAGGCGGUGGCGAGGCCAUUCUCAGUCCUCGCCACCACGGAGAUAUGCCUAGCUCGGCGGUACCUGGUGCAGGAGGUCACCAGGGAAACUUUAAACGUUCUAGUAUUGAUUCCGAAACGGGGGCCGAGGAGCCGUCGCCCUUUCAGAACUCCAACCACAGGGAUAUUAUUAAUUCAAACAGUAUACCUGAGGGAAUGUCCGCUCUGGAUAGGGAAAGCACUUCUCCAUUGAAGGCAGAUACAGCGACUCCUGAAUCUAAGGAUCAACAGGCUUCGGGAUCGGACGGGUCAGGUGCUGCAGGAAGUACACAAUGGACUUCAAAGGGUCACUUCUCAAUUGGUGUGAGCGACGGACAGGGGUCACCAAAGACUGGAAUGUCCCCAAAGCAAGGCAGGAAAUCACGAACUGUAUUCGGAAAGCGAGAUCGCACAGCGUCGCCGUCUUCAAAGGAUAGAUCCCCUGCCAGGAUCAAAGCCAGCACUGCCAAGACGGAAAUCAAAGAGAGUGCCCAGGCGGCCAUUGCAACAUCUGUUGCGGAGUGUGCUAGGUGUGUAUUUGCAGCCUUCCUGUGGCAUGAAGGAUUGGUCCAUGAUGCCAUGGCGUGUGCCUCUUUCCUCAAGUUCAACCCCCACCUCGGUAAACAGACUUCCCAUCAGCCGAAAGACCCCCAGAGGGAAGCCAAGUUGAAGAACAGACACUCCAUGGAUUUCUCAAAAAGUUUAAAUGAUGGAAUGUUCUUUUCGGAGACCAGGAACUCAAAUCGUGACGUCUUGAAUCAAAACGAGGCAGACUUGCCAACUUCUCCAGGCCCUGUUAUUUCUGGCGAGCAGAGAGAACAUGUUCAGGACAUUGCUAAAGCACCCAUAGAAGAAAGCCCAAAGUCUACUCCAGCAUUGCAGCAUCUGGCGGAGAAGCUAGCUAAGGCUUCUCCGCUUUCCUCCCCCAAGCAUUCACCAAAGCACUUCCCAAAGGGCUCUCCUUCCCGUAGCCCUAAGGUUAGGAAACAACAGGGCACAGUACUAAUCAAGGGAGAAAACGGGGUCUCGUCCAGUGACUCUGAUCAGCGAGAGAGGGCUUCAAGUACAGGGGCUGAUUCAGUCAAUCACAGGAAUGCUGUUCGGGACUCGGAGAGCCUGAAGCCACCCAUGGAAGCCCAGCUUCCAUCAAUAUUGCCCGUAACCCUUAAAUUUCUCCUCUCCUUCUGGGAGGAGUUGACUCAGGCGACUAUCAACAUUGCCUCCCAGCAACUCGUUCUGCCGAGUCCUGCUCCGAUCACCAAAUCACGCAGCCGAAUAGAAUCUAAAAGCAGGGAUAAGGAGAAAGAUCCGAAAGGCAAGAAGCGACGCGACAAAUCUGUCCGCGGUGGACGUGGAAACCUUUUUGGCGAGGCUGCCGGCGUACCCGUCGGCGGAAGCGACCGAGAAACUGUUUGUGAUCUUUGUCAUGGAGUCUUCCCACACCCUGUGACGUACCACAUGAGACAAUCCCACCCAGGCUGUGGACGCCACGCUGGGGGACAGGGAUACAACAGCAGUGGACAUUACUGCGGUGGAUGGGCGGGGAACUGCGGCGACGGUGGUGUCGGGGGAAGCAGUUGGUACCUGAUGUGCGAACGCUGUCGCGAAAAGUACAUCCGUGAGCGGCAGGACAAACUCAAAGACAAAGUAAAGAAGCAAAGAAAAAAACUUCCCCCGCUGAAAACCCCUAAGAUGCUUCCACCGCUUGAAGCCCAUCACGUCAUGAAAGCCAAUGCCAUGUUUCUUCUAGACCUUGCCAGCGCUGCCGGUCCUACCUACCCAGGAACUAGCCCCAUGAGGAAGGCCACGCGCUUUGAUCUCCCCAUCCUGAGCGAGACAGAAGCGCUGAGCUCUCAGUUUCCACCGGUGCCGUUUCAGUUUGUGAAGCUGAUGAGACGCGGGUCUGUAUCGGACUGUCAUACCUUGAUGGUGGAGGGACGCUCCAUCCACAUGAUGUCUCGGACAGAUCAUGAAAUUCCAGUACCUCUCACCAAAUCUGCCUCGGUUGAUGGCAAGAGACUAGUGGAUGAAGGUAUGGACAGCUCCAAACGUGUUGCUUACUUCCGUUCCAUCUCCAUGACAGGGCAGGUCGGUAAUCAAGCUGAGACUAAGACCAAGAUGAGAAGGCGCAACAACAGUAGCAGCUCCUCAGAAGAUGGUUCAUCAUUACUACGCCGGCCGUCGGCCUUACUAGCCAAGCUGAUGAAAGGUGGAAGUAAAGGCUUCCGGGCCCUCCAUCGACCAGUCAUGUCUUUCAUUGUACAACGCCAUGAUCUUGAAGGGCUACAGCUAGCCAUGAAGCAGGCGCUACGCAAAGCAUCUUGUCGGGUCUAUGCACUUCAGGCGCUGAACUGGCUUCUACGCAGUGUAACCCAACUAACAAGUCUACAUGACCUGCUAUGGCACUAUGUGGGUGCCUUAACACCACUGGGCCCUGAGAAGGAGGAAGAGGUUGCAGACGCUGAUAAGGGCAAAGGGAAGGAAGAGAAGAAGGAUAAGAAGGAACCAGAACAGCAAGACAUCGAUGGCUUAAUGUGUGAGCAUCCUCUCUCUGACAUCUCCAUUGCCGGCGAGGCAGUACACCCCCUCCCGACAUCCUUCCACACCCUCCUCCAGACGGUGGCCGACAUGAUGAUGCUCCUACCCCACGGUAGCGCUCUACAGCAGAUGGCCAUGAGGUGUUGGUGCCUACGGUUCCGCCCGGCUGAUCACGUUUUCUUGCAUCACUCCCAUGUGUUCAGUAACAUCAAUCAGAUCUUAUCACGGUCGGAUAGUCAGGAGGGAGAGGGGGAGGAUAGUGUGGCUUCCAGUAGCGACUCCCUGCCAGCUAGCCUGAACACAGCCAAGGUAGAGCUCCUACGUGAUGUAACCAACGCCACUGAGCUGUUAGUCUCCAGUCGAGCAGCUAUGCUCCCCAGUCUGACAGACGGGUCCACAGAAACAUUCUGGGAGUCUGGAGAUGAAGACCGCAACCGGACUAAGUCUAUUACAGUUACGUGCAAUGAUGGUCUGGUUGCCAGGAUGGUUGCUGUACAUGUGGAUAACUCAAGAGACUUGGGGAACAAGGUCACGGGCGUCACAUUCUUCAUCGGCCCCAACUCGGAGUUCCUCCUAAAGACCCUCAACUCUAACCUAGAAGCCAGACACGUUGGUUGGGUGACCUGUAAUCUUGACCUCUGUACAGAGAGUCCCAAGAUCAUCAAGGUGGAGCUGAGGGGGCCGGAUAGUCACCUCAGGGUCAGACAGGUCAAAGUACUAGGACAGAAUGAAGGAGAGAAUUUAAGCACAGGUCCUCAGCAGUCUGCCCAAGCCCUGCAGCAGAAGAACUGUGAAGCGGAGACGCUGCGUGUCUUCAGGUUACUGACGUCUCAAGUGUUUGGGAAGCUCCUUAGUGACGAGGAGUCAGGAGAGGACAGGCUGGAGGAGAAUGGAGAGAAACAAGAUGAAGAUGCUGCUGAUAUUGGAGAUCCAGACCUUAGGGAGCAUAUGGUUGGGAUUCUCUUUAGUCGAAGCAAGCUUACAAAUCUACAAAAACAGGUUUGCUCUCACAUCGUUCAAGCCAUCCGCAAAGAAACCACCAAGAUGAGAGAGGAGUGGGAGUCCAACCUGGCCACCAGGCCCGCUGCUGUUGUACUUAGCCCUGUGGAUGACCCCCAGUCCCUCCUAUCAACGGACGCCUACUGCUUUGAGCUUCUCUCCAUGGUGUUGGCUCUGAGUGGGUCCAGCGUGGGGAGGAUCUACGUCGCUCAGCAGGCCACCUUGCUGCAAGAUCUACUGUCACUGCUGCAUACAGGGACACCAAGGGUUCAGAGACAGGUUACGUCCAUAAUUCGACGCCUCCUUCCGGAAAUCCCUCCCACCCACUUCGCCAAGCUGACCGGCGUCACCUCUCUACCUCCUGCUGACCUCAGCAUCCUGACCCAGUCCAGCGACAAACCCAACCCUGAGUCCUCCACCGAGGAGAGCGUGGGCAUCUUGGACAUCUUCCUUGCCUGCGUGGCCAAGACACUGACUGUCCAGAGCAAGGUGAAGGGAGGCGGUGGUCAGAUACCGGGGCUUGGAGGUAAAGGUACCCACUCCUUGACACUGGCUCGCCUGCAGCAGCUUUACCCUGUUGAGGAGAGCCCGUCCAAGAGGUCCAGUAAGGGACGCUGGUGGAUGAGGGGAAGCAUCUCACAUAAUAUCGCUGAGAGGGUCAUUGGUCUCAUCAAGGAUAUGUCAGCCGGUAAGCUGUCUGAAGUGUGGGCCAAUGUCACCAAAGGUGCAAUAGCUGAAGCAGUGCUUUCACUCACCAAGUUAGAUGAGGCUAAGAGACAACCAGCUGAGUGCAUCAAGACACACACUCUAUGGUUAUCUUUAUCCUCACUGUGUGUACUGGAGACGGAGCAUGUUGAGAGGUUAUCAUCAAGUCAAUGGGGACACAGUAAAGAAGCUGGAGCCAUGAAACAAAAGCCUACUUGUGAUAACCAUGAUGACGGUGAGACACCAGCCAUCAUCCUGUGCAAUGAAUGUGCCAACCUGUGUGCUGAAUGUGAUAAGGUCUUACAUCUACAUCGCAGGACGAGAUCUCAUCAACGCAAGGUCUUUAAGGAAGAGGAGGAGGCAAUAAAGGUGGAUCUUCAUGAAGGAUGCGGUCGUAGCAAACUCUUCUGGAUCAUGACGUUAACUGAUUCCAAGACCCUCAAAGCAAUGGUAGAAUUCAAAGAGGCUGCCUCAGGUAACUCGGCUAGUGCUGCAGCAGGUAGCACCGUCGGCACAUGCCGAUUUUGCGGCUCGCUAGCGACGAGCGGCCUCCUGGCCGUUGGCAGCGUCUGCGAUGACCCUGACUGUCAGAAACACAUCAAGAAUGCCUGCACCAAGACGCUGCCUUGUGGUCAUCUCUGCGGAGGGGUCAAGGAUGAAGACGUCUGCCUACCAUGUCUGCAUGGGUGCAGCAGGGACGUCUCCCUCAAGCAAGAUGCUGAUGAUAUGUGCAUGAUUUGCUUCACGGAGGCCUUGGCGUGUGCUCCUGCUAUACAGCUUGACUGUGGUCAUGUAUUCCAUCAACACUGCUGCCAGAAUGUGUUAGAGAGACAGUGGGUCGGACCCAGGAUUACCUUUGGGUUCUCCCUCUGCCCAAUCUGCAAGGCCAACAUGGAACAUAAAGUACUCCAUGAUGUCUUAGCUCCAAUCACUGACCUACAGGCGGACGUGAGACGCAAAGCUCUGAUGAGACUGGAGUAUGAGGGUCUACAUAACUGUGAAGCUAUCACAACGCCUGGUGCUAGGUUCUAUAACGAUACAGCAGGCUUUGCUAUGAAUCGAUAUGCGUACUAUGUGUGCUUCAAAUGUAAAAAGGCUUAUUACGGGGGUGAAGCUCGCUGCGAUCAAGAGAUUGGGAUACAGGGUGACUAUGACCCAACUGAGUUAGUGUGUGGAGCAUGCUCAGAUGUAUCCAGGGCUCAGAUGUGUCCAAAGCAUGGGACAGAUUUCCUGGAGUACAAGUGCCGCUACUGCUGUUCAGUUGCUGUGUUCUUCUGCUUUGGUCGGACACAUUUCUGCAAUGCUUGCCACGAUGAUUUCCAAAGGAUCACCAGCAUUCCAAAGCCAGAUCUUCCUCACUGCCCGGCUGGUCCGAGAGCCAAGCAACUUGAAGGAGACGAAUGCCCUCUUCAUGUAGAGCAUCCACCGACAGGAGAAGAAUUCGCUCUGGGCUGUGGAGUCUGUAGGAAUGCUCAUACAUUCUGAACACCUUAACCAAUGCAUACCCCUGUAAGAGUUGCAAGGGGGUGGGGGUGAAGUCUGGUACAACAGGUGCUGAUAAUUCCAUAGUUCCCGAUCAGUCAAAGUUGAACCUUGUGUCUCCAGUGACUAUGCUCCAACAUUCUGACACGAAAUCAUCAUUCUCUGUGAGUUUUUACAUACCUGGCUUUAUGCAGAAUGUGUACGGCUGGAUUGAGAUUUUGUAUUGAAUUCCUUACUAUUCUUGCUGGAUGAAGGGGGCUCUCAAAAACAUGAAAAAAAAAUCCGAGAAAAAAAAAUUGAAUACUCCUUAAAAGUUACACACAUUUGCCAUGUAAAUUGUGACGUCAAUUCUUCGAAGUAGCGUGAAAGUUUGCAGCUGCCAAUAUGUUCCCACGUCCAAAGAGCCGAUCUAUCCUGUCAGUCUAUGUGACAUAUAAAUAGUGGUGGAAUCUCUCAAAUGCUUAAAAAAAGUUAAUGCAAAUCAUUUCUGAGAAAAUGGAAUUAGCUGUUGCAAACUGCUUACCAACCAAAAGGACCUAUGGUAUAAGUGCAAAAAUUAGUUGAUGACCUGACACCUCGAGAAAGACUCUGCUAAGGUCGAAACGUCAGGUCAUUAACUAUUUGUUCAAAUCAUAUCUGUCAGAAUCAUUUUUUAUCUGGAUAUGUAUCAGUGGUUGCAUAGUAAACUUGAGAUUUGGCAGUUUUUACUUUAUGAAUUGACUUUUAUACAGCCAGCAUCCCUCAGUAGUGUAUUGCUGUAAAGAAAUACUAAGUUGAGUCUGUUUUGUGAAAGACUUUAAGCUUAUUCUUUAGAGGGGAGGCUACACAUCAUGGAAAGUUAGUAGCUGUGCUUUGGACAGCUUAGUGGAAUUAAGAAGAAAAAAAUUGUGGGUCCUGAGAUAAAGAGCGUAAAAAAGUAUAGCUGUUUAGUAUAGUGUCAGCACACAAGAACUUUUAUAAAAAAACAUAUAAAAAUCUAAAAUAAAAUGGAAAAACAAUGGAAAAUACAUAAUAAAAAAUCUUUAAAAACAAAAUUCAUGCGAGAAAAAAAGAGAGUUAAAACCUAUCUUGAUUAGAAACCGUUAUAAAUCAAAACAAAAUCACUGGAAAAAUCAGUCGGCUUUUAAAAUAAUUUAGUUGAUUUUCAAAAGAAGCCGUAGCUGCAUUUCCUUUGGUUGUUAACUAGUGGAGUUUGUUAGUGUUCGGUUGUGGGUAGGGGUGCCAUGUCAUUAUUUCUUUACCAACAUAAUUUAUUCAAAACAUACCAAAUAUGGUACACGUAAAAAAUGUGCAUAUUGCGUCAGUAUUUGAUUGGUUUAAUUUUUCACUGUCGGAGAGUAAUGUCAAUGUGAACAUGUGAAUUUCCUUGGUUUUGUGUCAUAAUUGUGAGGCUUAAAUGCAAAAGAAACGAGCCCAGGAAAAAUGAGGAACAAAGUGACAUGUAUCGAGCAACUACAACAAAUCCUUGACUGAAAUGAUUUGGUGUGAUACACGUAACUGCAUUUUUUUGCUGAAGUUCCUUUACAAUAAUUUGCUAUAUAUUUUUUAAUGACGUGCAAUGCUUAAACUAAUGAAUUUUUGUAUUUUAUUUUUCUCAUUUUGUCCAUUUUUAUUUUUGCUGGUUUGUAUAAUUCAGAUUCUUGGAAUUGUUAUCUUUACAAAUGUUAGCAGUAUUAUUUCGCUGUUUGCGUUAUGUUUAGCCAUUGAUGGUGGAAGGUAAACAUCCAAAGGAUGAGUAUUUCCACAUACAUUUAGCAGAUUGUCUCGUCUUUGUCUGUGUCUGAAAUGGCUGAGGUAUGGAUUGAAGAGCCAAGUUCGCUUAAGCUGCAGCAAAAGGCCGGCCUGAUUGUACACAACAGUAGUUCAGUUUAGAUACUGUCAGUUAUCCAAGGAAAAGCUUCGGUCUGUGUAUUUUUAUUUUAAUAUCUUUUUGGAAUUCAUUUAAGAGAUGACUGAAUGUUUGAAGAUGACAACAAAACGCCUCCUCAGAGGGGAACGUGUUACUAUGGUAUAACAAAGCAAUUGUUGCACGCUGCGAUGGGUGUCCAUGGGUUUGUUACACCCUCGGGGCCAGUGGAACUCUCGGCUUUGCCUAAGGUGCUAUACUGGACGAACAUAGCAUCAAAAAUGAUAUAUGAUGACAAUGGAUGAACCUCUGCGGAAAGUUUCUAAAAGAAUGUUUCCGUUAUCAUGUUUUUAUAAAAGUAAUGUAAUCCACUGUUGCUGGUAUGAUAAUUGACCCUCAUGCAAAAGAACAUGUCAUGUUUGAUUGAAACGAUCUCGCUGAUUUUUGUUGAGGGCCAGAAAGCCAGAAUAAAAUGGAAUGAAAAGUUUCCCAAUUUGGGGGGUAUUAUAUGAGAAACAACUUACUUGAUUGUGUAUGCUGCUUGUAAUUUCAGCUUGAGGAACGAGAAUGAGGAAUGAAGAAGGACUGUUCUCUUUUUGAUCACUAAUGUAGGAAAGGUGGAGUGAUGUUUAUUUAUAAAUUAGAUGAAAUGAUUUCAUGGAAUGUUGGCUAAAUCGUUGCUGCGAAGUGCUUCUCAUAAAUAUUGUACAAUAAAUUUGUUUUUCCUGAUUGGAUUUCUCUAUCUGUAUAUUUAAUCCAUAAAAUGUAACAGAGGGGUGAUAUUAUUGGAAGAGGAGAAAUGAAAUUGUAUGAAGAAAAAAAGAAGUUGCGGGACAUAUUAAGGAAAAUGUUAAAAAAUUGUAUUGCAUUUUGUAUAAAGUACAAAAACUCUUGCAUCUGUCGCAAGAAUAAUAAUUACUAUACUCAUUUUCCUAUACAGUAGUAAACAAAAAUAUAUCCAGAAGUAUUGUAGUUAUCUUUUUUUGAUAUAAAGAUAGCAUUAUAUACCUCGUUAUAUAGUUACAGUGGUAUCCCAGUUCAGUACAACUUCUUUUCUUAAAAAAAAAAUCCAACAUGUAACCCCAAAAUCCUUUGAUGGAUUGAAGACCAACUAUUUGUAUAAAAAUCAGAUACGUAUUGUUAUAAUUAGCUUAGAAGAAGGAGUAUGUCUAUAAGAAAUCAUAAAACAUUAAAAUGACUUCAUGAAUUCAGGAUAAUUGUAUGUUUUUAUAUGAACUUUAAGAAGCUUGAGACGGGUUGCCCUUAAGUUUGUGAUAAAAUAAUUUGGAGUGUUGACUUGGAGUGCUGACUAGUCUCCCCCGUGGUGAUUUGGAUGUUAUACAACUGAGCCAUGUCAAAUCAGCUCUGGAGAUGAAUUAAGGCCAUGUCCGAAACAAUGACUUCGGCUACAGCUAGGGCUAGAAUGCGCACCUCUGCCUAUUCUUCAACACUGUCAGCCACACUGAUCUAGCCACAGCUGUAGCCGAAGUCACCGUUUCGGACACAGCUUAAGGCUGGACUUUCAAAUUAGGAACUGCAUGAUGUCACUCGGUAUUAGUGUGUACAAACUGGUCAAUUAGUUCCAAUAGAUUUAAAGACAUUCCUGCCAGAAUUUUACGCCAAACCGAUUGCUUUUUUUUUUUACAUGAUGACUACUAUGGUUGCUGCAUAUCGGUCAUCGGUACGUUAGAAUGAUAAAUCAGGACUGCGUUAACAAAGGCACUUGUAUGCUCUGCACAAAGUACUUGAUUUACAGCAUUGGUCACUUAAGACUGGUACCUAGAAGGCCACACAAACAGUUUGUGAAUGAGCCUUCUGGGAACCAUUCCCACCUACUCUCAUUGGGGAGGUGGACAAAUUUUCAUAUCUGCACAAUUCCAAAGAAAAGCAGCCAAAUUUACUAAGCACAGAAAAGCUUUGCUUCGCAGAUAGACAGGUUACCAGCUCCCUAAAAUGCCAUGUGAUUGUAUAUUGCUUGUGAUCGGUUCCAUGCUUACAGUUGCUUAGCAACAUUUGUUCCUGCUACGCACAAUUAACAUGUGGAUGUGUGUGUUUGUACAUUGAUGCCCCUUUCUGUUCAUCUAUUUGGGAGACUAUAUCUAUGUCCUUCUUUAUACAAGUUGUCAGAAAAAUUGCCAGUGUGUAAGUUGUAAGUUGUAAAAUGUGGACGAGUGGUGUGGGAAGUUGAAACAAAAAGCAGGAAUUGAGAAAGUGUAAAUAUCAAAUAAACGUACAUAUAAAUGAAGACAUUUCAGACAGUGAUUUGUUGUAUUGUUAUUCAGAAAGAGAAGCGUAUAGACCUUUAUCAUGGUGCAGCCAUGUUGAAGUUUUCCCCUUGACGUCAAUGUAACCAAACCGAGGCUUGAAGAACAAAAUAGUCUGGUUCCUAUUUGCAAAAUGAUUAUUAUCAUUCAUAAUUGUUAUUCGUUACUAGGAACUUGACCAAUAUGGAGACAGCAUGGUAAAGGUCUAUUGUUCUUGUUUAUACAAUUGUAAAGCACCACUACAUGAAGAACUACAUCAUACAUUCCAUCGGCUAUAAACAGUUCUUAAAAGAAUAAACCACUGGAGAAACUGAUUGGGUAACUUUGUAACUUUCUAAAUAAUUUGGGGGUUUGAACAACCAUAUUUAUACACUUCUUGAAUUUGCAUGAAGAGUUCUGUCAUUAACUGAACAAAUUAAUUAGAUACAAUCCUUUAUAAUUGGCAUGAAGUACAAGGAAAGGUGCACUUAAUCAUGCAAAUCAUUUCAGUGACUAAUUAUUCAUAAAUUUGGCCAAUCACAGUCUGGCUAGACGUUGACCUGUAAUUAGCUGGACAAAUUUGGACACUGGCCUUUAGCUCAUUCCACCAGUGAUAAAACUAUGGUGCAAUUCUUAUCAAAUGUGGGGUUUUAUGUUGAAAUCUCUGUUUGUGCGUGGAAAGUCAUUGGUAAAGUGGUCUAUUGACCAGUCACAGCUGUGUCUUUUGAAGAAACCCAAUAAUUUUGAGUAAACUUUUACUUAUUGUUUAUCAUCAAUCAGUGCCCCCUCCCCUUUGGGGGCGGGGGGGGGUACAUUAAUAUAUGAAAAAUAACAUGCAAUACAAGUCUUUUGUCCCUGAAAAGGUUUUGUGACUUAUCAAGGAUUUAAGGGUAGUUUUCUUCAAGGGCUGUGGAAAUAAUGUGGCCUUGUGUCUGGUGACCAGUUUCUGUUAAGCUAUACUUUUCUGUGCUGAGCAAGUUUUUACCUGGGCAAAAUAAAAUCUGGCCCUAAACAUAUUCCAGUCUAUUCCCAUGAAAAAAAACAUGUUCUUUAUUGUUCAUACAACAAAAUGUCGAGCAGCAGAAGCUGAAAAGGUCAAAGUACUGCAUAAAAAUAUCAAAAAUAACGACCAAAUAAAUAGAAGGCUCGAUUUGUGAACAAAAAUAGUUGUAUAAAUUUUGUGGGUGAUAACACCCAUAGCAUCGUCAAAAUUGCCAAGAAUUUUGCGACCGUUAAUUGUAAAUAGCGCCCUCUGUUGAUGGAUUAAUACAACAGAUUUCGGAGCCUCACAUAGAGCUUUUAGCUCUAUGGAGCCUCACCAUGUCUUCUUAAACCAUCUUUUGUAUAAAGACACGAGCAUAGAUAAAGAAGAAUACUUGCCAAAACCAUAGUAAUAUAGAUAGUAUCGGUAUAUUUAGUUGUUACUGUAUGCUUAACAGCCACUAGUUCCCUAGAAGUUAAAGAAGGCAGAAUUUUUUAGUGAGAUGCAUUAAAAACCACAAAAGUUUCAUUCCCAGACAAUCGUUGGCGUCUAAGAUUUUAAUUAAUACAAAGUAUUACUACUAGAAUAUACAUUCCUUUACGUACCCCAAUACAACAUUGUUUGAAAUCAGAUAAAUUGACUUGCUUGAUUAUGCCCUUAGUAUUGUUUUGUGGGCAGCCUACCACUAUUUUGUUGUCACCAUUAUUAUUUGGCAUAAUCAAAACACCAAGCGUGCAUUUGGUACGAUUGUAAAGCCUAUCUCUUUCAGGUAUAUUAAGUUACUCGACACUGGCAAAUGAAUCGAAAUAAAGAUUUUGAAAUUAAUAAAAAG
Molecule: messenger RNA, 20202 nt
Organism: Asterias rubens (European starfish)
Lineage: Eukaryota; Metazoa; Echinodermata; Asteroidea; Forcipulatida; Asteriidae
Product: E3 ubiquitin-protein ligase MYCBP2-like
Exons: 71
Coding region: 176-14302 (4708 amino acids)
Cellular component (GO): nucleus
Source: RefSeq, a predicted model, not a curated record